Molecule: messenger RNA, 1417 nt
Organism: Acanthopagrus latus (yellowfin seabream)
Lineage: Eukaryota; Metazoa; Chordata; Actinopteri; Spariformes; Sparidae
Product: prostaglandin reductase 1-like
Exons: 9
Coding region: 159-1148 (329 amino acids)
Biological process (GO): prostaglandin metabolic process
Cellular component (GO): cytoplasm
Molecular function (GO): 15-oxoprostaglandin 13-reductase [NAD(P)+] activity; 2-alkenal reductase [NAD(P)H] activity
Source: RefSeq, a predicted model, not a curated record
CAAGUUUCCAACCAAUCAGAUUUAACUCUUGAGCCUGGACUCCCGCCUUCUCUCCUCCCAUGCUUCCAACAACUCGCUGCUACCUGCUCCUGUGAGAUCACUCUGCCUUCUCCGUCUUGUUUGUAGAGAUCGACAACUGCCUCCCGGGACAAAGAAUCAUGGUCCAAGCCAAGACGUGGACCCUGGUCAAACACUUUGACGGCUUCCCGAAGGACAGCGACUUUGAGCUCAAGGUGGAGGAUCUUCCUGAGCCAAAAGAUGGGGAGGUGCUCUUGGAAGCUGUGUUUUUCAGUGUGGACCCGUACAUGAGGCCGUUCAGUAGGGUUCGCAUGAAAGAAGGCGACGUGAUGAUCGGAACUCAAGUGGCCAAGGUGCUCCAAAGUAAGAACCCGGCAUUCCCUGUGGGAAGCCAUGUCAUCGGCCGUGGCGGCUGGAGAACCCACACAGUCAGUGACGGGGCGGACCUGACUCCCAUCAUGCCCGACUGGCCGCAAGACUUGUCUCUGUCGCUGGCUCUGGGCACCGUCGGCAUGCCAGGACUGACGGCUCUGUACGGGAUAGAAGAAGUUUUGGGACUACAGAAGGGCGAGACCCUGCUGGUGAACGCCGCAGCGGGGGCGGUGGGCACGGUGGUGGGCCAGAUCGCCAAAAUCAAGGGCUGCAAGGUGGUGGGCUCAGCAGGGUCCGAUGCCAAGGUGGCCUACCUCAAAGAGCUGGGCUUUGACGAGGCCUUCAACUACAAGACGGUUGGUUCCCUGGACGAGGCGCUGAAGAAGGCUUCUCCAGAGGGAUACGACUGCUUCUUUGAGAAUGUGGGGGGCCCUUUCUGGACUGCUGCCACACAACAAAUGAAGAACUUUGGGAGAAUAGCCGUGUGUGGAGGGAUUGCCACCUACAAUGACACCACCCCCAAAACAUGCCCAUAUCCCCACCUCACCAUGAUUUUUAAGCAGCUUAAAGUGGAGGGCUUCAUGCAGAGCAGGUGGGAGCACAAGCACCCCGAGUCCCUCAAGAGGCUGAUGGGCUGGGUCAAAGAGGGCAAACUGAAGUAUCAGGAGCACGUCACCAAAGGCUUUGAAAACAUGCCAGCUGCCUUCAUGGGGCUGCUGCGGGGAGAAAACACCGGCAAGGCCGUCAUCGCAGUCUGAUGACGAUCCGAUACAGGCUCGACGGAGAAUAAUCAGUAUUAUUAAUGAUUAACACAUUAUUACAGAAGUCUUGAAUGAAGGAAUGAGCAACAGACACUUAUAAAGUAACCAACUAUUUUCAUAUUGGCUCAGUCUCACAGUGACACCAUAUUUUGCCUGUUAUUACCUGAAAAUGUUAAUCGUCGACUCAUCUUGGAGGAAUUUUCACUCACAUUUUGUUAUAAGUGCAUUAAAAAAUAAUAAAUCAAUAAAGAUGAAAUAAAACAAAA